Zea mays is the source of this 803-nucleotide messenger RNA. RefSeq lists its product as uncharacterized. The coding region runs from base 107 to 592 and encodes 161 amino acids. The transcript is spliced from 2 exons. The record is from RefSeq and is marked validated. Lineage: Eukaryota; Viridiplantae; Streptophyta; Magnoliopsida; Poales; Poaceae.
UCCCCACCCACCACCAGUCUUCCUCGCUCUCCAAAUCUCGCGACGAGAAAGCCCAUCUAGGACCACAGGGGCGCGCCAGCCGGCAGGAACGACGGGAGAGGAGGGCAUGGAGCCGGCUGAGCGGAUCGAGUCGGCCGGGACGGCGCUGGGGAAGCGUCCGAGGAGCAGGGUGCUGCCGCGCACGGCCAGCAUGGUGACGGUGCCGUCGGCGGCGAAGCAGGGGCGCCAGGAGCGGGGCGCCGGCGUGCCGUCGUCCUGCUCACUGCCGGCUGCCUGCGCCGGGAUGGUGGCCGUGCCGGGGGGUUACUACUACUGUGGCACCUCGUUCGCGGCGGUGGAGACGGCGGCCUUCCUGAAGGCGUGCGGCCUCUGCAAACGCCACCUCGGGCCCGGCCACGACACCUUCAUCUACAGGGGCGAGGUGGCAUUCUGCAGCCAGGAGUGCCGGGAGAAGCAGAUCGAGUACGACGACCUCGACGAGCGCAUGGAGCAGACCUGCUCCGUGACCUCCAUGAAGGAGGCCCCGUCCGUGUCCGGCGCCAGCGGCUCCGACCAGUCCGGCAGCGGCGGGGAGACCGUGGCCGCCGCCUAGGAGCCCCCCGGGGGAGUGGCGCAAGGGGGCGGGCGGGGUGUGUGUUGUUGCGCCCUGGUGGAGCGGGAGCAGCGACGCCGGCCGAUCGGUCGGCCCGGCCCGGUAGAUUCCGCCAUGCUAUAGAGCGCCUGUGCAUACAGCUUUUAGCUCUGGAGUCUGGAUUCCGGCAGUGAUGCAUGCGUCAGUGAUUUAUUAUUAUAGUUUGUUGAUG